Bursaphelenchus xylophilus (pine wood nematode) is the source of this 648-nucleotide messenger RNA. The record is from the annotation of a GenBank genome assembly. Lineage: Eukaryota; Metazoa; Nematoda; Chromadorea; Rhabditida; Aphelenchoididae.
AUGUUGUUUCCUUACCCUUUGGAGAUGUUGUACUCGAUAGGAAUCUUGGUAAUUGUCUGGCUCGUCCUCCUUUCACGGGAAAAUCGAAUGCUCUUUCCAGAAGCAGUGUAUCUCCAAGAUGUAAGCUGAAUUCUAUGAAGAAAUUCUUUUUUUGAUAUCUUAAUGGAUGUUGAACAUAAGGAUUGACCUUAUUUUUUGGUACAGUUUUAUUUUUCAGCUUCCAGAACAAAAGCAGAAGAGAGCAUACGUGAGAAGAAAGGUGGAGCCGUCCGAUCCAGCACCCGCAAACACCGCUGAUGCCGUCCAGAAGUUUGUGAGAUCAGAGCCAUUCGCCGAACCGCCUGUUAUUGGUCAUUUCAAUGUAAGAUUUAGCUGUUUUAAUGGUGGUUUAGAUUUUGUGGUACCUAAAUUUGAUCUCCAUGUUAUUUAUUUGAUUUGAUACUAAAGGGGAUAAUAGUUAUAUAAUUUUAGCCAAGACCUCUGACUCCAAGCCGAGCAGUUACAAUGCAGACUCAGACGACUCCUUACAAUCUCAGAAGCAGCAGAAAGUUACCUCAUAGUUCCCUGCCCGACUAUGGCCUGAAGAAUCGACAAGUCCCGACCAGGCAGGUGAUUUUUGCUGAAGCAGUUGAGGAUGAAGGAAUGUGA